AUGAACCCUGAAGACUCCUUAAGAUCUCUUUCUCUAGACUAUCUCAAUCUCCUAAUCAACGGCCUGGCAUUCAGUGAUGUAACUUUCAGUGUAGAGGGGCGUUUAGUCCCUGCCCACAGGUGCAUCCUAGCUGCCAGAAGCCUCUUCUUCAGAAAAUUCUUUUGUGGGCCCGACACGCCGGCGGGCCUCGAUGCAUCGGGUUCCAGGACGGGCCAGGUCGGGGGGUUAGCAUCUUCGCCGAGAGGGGGAAACCCUCAUGUUAUACCGGUGAACUCAGUGGGGUAUGAAGUUUUCCUGUUGAUGCUACAAUUCUUGUACAGUGGACAAGUCUCUGUUGUACCCCAGAAGCACGAGCCAAGGCCUAAUUGUGGGGAGAGAGGAUGUUGGCACACACAUUGCACUGCAGCCGUUGAUCUUGCCCUUGAAACCCUCGUAGCCGCUAGAUCCUUUGGUGUGGAACAGCUCGCUUUGCUUACUCAGAAGCAAUUGGCAGAUAUGGUAGGGAAGGCCUCAAUUGAGGAUGUAAUGAAAGUUUUGAUAGCUUCAAGAAAACAAGAUAUGCAGCAGUUAUGGACUACGUGUUCCCAUUUGGUGGCAAAAUCUGGCCUACCACCAGAAGUUCUAGCCAAGCACCUCCCUAUUGAUGUUGUAGCCAGGAUUGAAGAGCUUCGCCUCAAGUCAUCCCUCGCCCGUCGCUCCCUAAUGCCCCGCCACCAGCACCGACAUCACCACCAUGAUCUUGGCGGUGCUGCUGCUGAUCUCGAAGACCAAAAAAUACGUCGAAUGAGACGAGCCCUCGACUCUUCUGAUGUCGAACUUGUUAAGCUUAUGGUAAUGGGAGAAGGCCUUAAUCUUGACGAUGCAUUGGCCUUACAUUAUGCAGUUGAGAAUUGCAGCCGGGAAGUGGUAAAAGCAUUGCUUGAACUUGGUGCAGCUGAUGUAAACUACCCUGCCGGACCAGCAGGCAAAACCCCACUCCACAUUGCCGCCGAAAUGGUGUCACCCGAUAUGGUGGCUGUCCUCCUCGACCACCACGCCGACCCGAAUGUCCGAACCUUGGAUGGUGUCACUCCCCUUGAUGUCCUUCGAACCCUAACUUCUGAUUUUCUCUUCAAAGGGGCCGUCCCAGGACUCGCACACAUUGAACCAAACAAAUUGAGGCUUUGCCUCGAGCUAGUCCAAUCUGCUGCCAUGGUUAUUUCCCGCGAGGAGGGAAAUACAAGUGCGCCUUCUUCUGCCACUAUUUACCCGCCAAUGAGUACUGGAGAUCAUGCCUGCAGUGGCACAAGCGGCGGAAACAUGGCGAACCUUAACCUUGAUUCAAGAAUGGUAUAUCUAAAUCUUGGUGCAGCAGCCCAAAUGGGAUGCAAAAUCAAUGAAGGAGAAGAUAAUGGCCAUAACAACCAAAGAGAAGCCAUGAAUCGACAUGACCUUUCCAUGUACCAUCACUCCCAUGAUCAUCAGUAUUAA
Fraxinus pennsylvanica is the source of this 1470-nucleotide messenger RNA. Lineage: Eukaryota; Viridiplantae; Streptophyta; Magnoliopsida; Lamiales; Oleaceae. The record is from the annotation of a GenBank genome assembly.